This is a messenger RNA of Fulmarus glacialis (Northern fulmar), 2093 nucleotides long. RefSeq names its product TAF5 RNA polymerase II, TATA box binding protein (TBP)-associated factor, 100kDa (gene TAF5). Gene Ontology annotation, molecular function: RNA polymerase II general transcription initiation factor activity; protein binding. Gene Ontology annotation, cellular component: transcription factor TFIID complex. Gene Ontology annotation, biological process: transcription initiation at RNA polymerase II promoter. The record is from RefSeq and is a predicted model, not a curated record. Lineage: Eukaryota; Metazoa; Chordata; Aves; Procellariiformes; Procellariidae. The annotation marks the transcript as partial. The transcript is spliced from 10 exons.
UUGGAGGAGGCAUUGUUGUGGAAGAUCAGCCAGAUGUGAGUGCAGUAUUAUCUGCCUACAAUCAACAGGGGGACCCGACGCUGUAUGAGGAAUACUACAGUGGAUUAAAGCACUUCAUUGAGUGUUCCCUGGACUGUCAUCGAGCGGAAUUGUCUCAGCUGUUUUAUCCUCUCUUUGUGCACAUGUACUUGGAAUUGGUCUACAAUCAACAUGAGAGUGAAGCAAAGUCUUUUUUUGAAAGAUUUCAUGGGGAUCAAGAGUGCUAUUACCAGGAUGACCUGCGUGUAUUAUCUAGUUUAACCAAAAAAGAACAUAUGAAAGGUAACGAGACCAUGCUGGAUUUCAGAACAAGCAAGUUUGUGCUGCGUAUUUCCCGUGACUCUUACCAACUCUUGAAGAGGCAUCUUCAAGAGAAACAGAAUAAUCAGAUCUGGAACAUUGUUCAGGAACAUCUUUACAUUGAUAUCUUUGAUGGAAUGCCUCGCAGUAAACAACAGAUAGAUGCUAUGGUUGGAAGCUUGGCUGGGGAGGCAAAACGAGAGGCUAAUAAAGCAAAGGUUUUCUUUGGCUUAUUGAAAGAACCAGAGUUUGAUGUGCCUUUGGAUGAUGAAGAUGAAGAAGGAGAAAAUGAGGAAGGAAAGCCAAAGAAGAAAAAACCUAAAAAAGAUAGUGUAGGGUCAAAAAGUAAAAAACAAGAUCCUAAUGCUCCUCCCCAAAACAGAAUUCCUCUGCCUGAACUGAAAGACUCUGACAAGCUGGAUAAAGUAAUGAAUAUGAAGGAAGCUGCAAGGCGUGUGCGUCUUGGCCCAGAGUGCCUGCCCUCCAUCUGUUUCUACACGUUCCUUAAUGCUUACCAGGGUCUGACUGCAGUGGAUAUUACAGAUGACUCUAGCAUGAUUGUAGGAGGCUUUGCUGACUCUACUGUCAGAGUGUGGUCUGUGACUCCAAAAAAGCUACGUAGUGUGAAAACAGCAGCAGACCUCAGUCUCAUUGACAAAGAAUCAGAUGAUGUCUUGGAGAGGAUCAUGGAUGAGAAAACAGCAAGUGAGUUGAAGAUUUUAUAUGGUCACAGUGGACCUGUCUAUGGCACCAGCUUCAGUCCUGAUAGGAACUAUCUGUUGUCCUGUUCUGAGGAUGGCACUGUCAGAUUGUGGAGUCUCCAAACAUUCACGUGUCUGGUGGGAUAUAAAGGACACAACUAUCCAGUAUGGGAUACACAAUUCUCUCCUUAUGGUUAUUACUUUGUGUCAGGGGGACAUGAUAGAGUGGCUCGUUUGUGGGCAACGGAUCACUACCAGCCUUUACGGAUAUUUGCUGGCCAUCUUGCUGAUGUGACGUGUACCCGAUUUCAUCCAAACUCCAACUAUAUUGCCACGGGCUCGGCAGACAGGACUAUACGGCUCUGGGAUGUUUUGAAUGGGAAUUGUGUAAGAAUAUUCACUGGACAUAAGGGACCAAUUCAUUCGUUGGCAUUUUCUCCUAACGGACGAUUCCUGGCUACUGGAGCAACAGAUGGAAGAGUUCUGCUGUGGGAUAUUGGACAUGGCUUGAUGGUUGGAGAAUUGAAAGGGCACACUGACACUAUCUACGCGCUCAGAUUCAGCAGAGAUGGGGAGAUUUUAGCAUCAGGUUCAAUGGAUAACACAGUUCGUCUGUGGGAUGCUGUAAAGGCAUUUGAAGAUUUAGAAACUGAUGACUUUACUACAGCCACUGGACAUAUAAACUUGCCUGAAAACUCACAGGACUUGUUACUAGGUACAUACAUGACCAAGUCAACCCCGGUUGUACACCUCCAUUUUACACGCAGAAACUUGCUGCUGGCUGCGGGAGCCUACAGUUCACAGUAAAUUGGGAAGCUGUAAGACUGACUGUGCCAAGUCAUUGCAGUAGUGACCUCAGGAUGUGAGACAAGGAGCAAUGUCUUGCACAGGUGCAUCUCACUAGUCUGUUGCAGGAAAAAUGAAACUAUGUGAACUAACGCAAGCAGUCUUUCUCAGUUCUGCUAUUUCACAUUUAUCCACAGUUUGAAAAUGCUGGAGAUUGACAAGACAUUGUGGCUGUAAAAGAAGGAAUUGUUCAUGGUGCUUUUGAUA